Messenger RNA from Durio zibethinus, 531 nucleotides. Lineage: Eukaryota; Viridiplantae; Streptophyta; Magnoliopsida; Malvales; Malvaceae. The record is from RefSeq and is a predicted model, not a curated record.
AUGAUCAUCCUAUACUUGUAUGAAACCUUCAGACCUGAAGGGUUCAUGUACCCAACUGUGGAAAAUGACUUAGAACAAAGCAUAGAUAAGGCUUUUGUUGAGUUGUCUAUUCAUGCGAUUGAAGAUGAAAGUGGGUAUGAGAAGGAAACAUGGUUUGUCCUUGCAAAUUCGUAUUGCCUCUACAAUGUUCCUUGGGGUUUGUAUAAGGCUCUGAUGUAUGUAAAAGAGCACUAUGGGAAUCCUUCCAUAAUUUUGUCUGAAAAUGGUAUCGAUAAUCUAGGAUAUGUGACACUUGCGCAAGGAUUGCACGACACUACAAGGAUCAACUACUAUAAGGAUUACUUGACUCAAUUGAAAAAGGCUGUUGAUGACGGGGCAAAUGUAGUUGGCUACUUCGCAUGGUCAUUACUAGACAAUUUUGAAUGGAGAUCAAGGUUUGGCAUUGUCUAUGUUGAUUUCUCUAAUCCAAAGAGUUAUCCAAAGAUGUCGGCUUACUGGUUCAAGCAGCUUCUUACUCAAAAAGAACAAUAA